Messenger RNA from Acomys russatus (golden spiny mouse), 181 nucleotides. Its product is annotated as thymosin beta-10-like. The transcript has a single exon. Gene Ontology annotation, molecular function: actin monomer binding. Gene Ontology annotation, cellular component: cytoplasm. The record is from RefSeq and is a predicted model, not a curated record. Gene Ontology annotation, biological process: regulation of cell migration; actin filament organization. Bases 1 to 111 code for a protein of 36 amino acids. NCBI's taxonomy places the organism in Eukaryota, Metazoa, Chordata, Mammalia, Rodentia, Muridae.
AUGGCAGACAAGCCGGACAUGGGGGAAAUUGCCAGCUUUGAUAAGGCCAAGCUGAGGAAAACCGAGACGCAGGAAAAGAACACCCUGCCGACCAAAGAGACCAUUGAAUAGGAAAAGAGGAGUGAAAUUUCCUAAAAGCCUAGGAGGAUUUCUCCACCCCACCCCACCCCGUCAUCUCCAA